Etheostoma cragini (Arkansas darter) is the source of this 7694-nucleotide messenger RNA. Its product is annotated as insulin receptor substrate 1-B. The coding region runs from base 568 to 4404 and encodes 1278 amino acids. Gene Ontology annotation, molecular function: insulin receptor binding; phosphatidylinositol 3-kinase binding. The record is from RefSeq and is a predicted model, not a curated record. Gene Ontology annotation, cellular component: cytosol; plasma membrane. Gene Ontology annotation, biological process: insulin receptor signaling pathway. The transcript is spliced from 4 exons. Lineage: Eukaryota; Metazoa; Chordata; Actinopteri; Perciformes; Percidae.
GCACAGCGGUGAGUGACAGUCCUGAUCCACGGUAGCGGCUCUGCAGCAACAAGACCGGAGCAGGGCAAGGCAGGGGUGGGGGAACAGAGAGACAACACACUGAAGCCGGGAAGGCUCUGUGCUGUGUAGUAUGUGGGAUUAAACCGCUCAGACAGCGCUUGGAAACACUAGCAGCAGUCCUUAGUAGUAGUAGUAGUAGUAGUAGUAGUAGUUGUGGAGAGUAGGGGGAGCUCCGCGCCGAGCUGUACCGCAUGUGCUCGCCCGUGUGGAAAACUUGCGCCUGCCUGCCUGUCGAACAGAAAAACAACCCAAACAAGAGGAAAACUAACGAUAGCUGCAGUCGCCAACAAACCCUGGUUCUGGUUUAGGAUCUGGGACUCGCAGUAGCAGCAACCCAAACCGACCCUUGCUUCCCCUCUCACAUGCCUGCGUUGGCAUGCGAGAGAGGGAGGGGAGCGGAGCCAGGGGACGUUUGAUUUACCUCUCAAAACUUGCAGAAAUACUACUACUACUACAAUACUACAAACGAGUUUAUUUUAGUGGAAAAUAAAGGACAUAUCGCGUGUCAUGGAUAGCCAAGCGGGUGACCUCCAGAGCUGCGAGGACGUGCGGAAGAGCGGCUACCUCCGCAAGCAGAAGUCCAUGCACCGGCGGUACUUCGUGCUCCGCGCCGCUUCGGAACGUGGCCCGACCCGCCUGGAGUACUACGAGAGCGAGAAGAAAUUCCGCAGCAAGGCCCCCGUCCCGAAGAAAGCGGUGGCGCUGGAGACGUGCUUCAACAUCAACAAGCGGGCCGACUCCAAGAACAAGCACAUGAUCGUGCUGUACACCCGGGCUGAGAGUUUCGCCAUCGCCGCGGAGAAUGAGGCGGACCAGGACGAGUGGUACCAGGCCAUGGUGGACCUGCAGUGCAAAAGUAAAAUCCCCACUGACAAUGAAGAAGGGGGGGACUAUGGCGUGCCCAACCCCGGGCCUGCAUUCAAAGAGGUUUGGCAGGUGAAAGUGUGGCCCAAAGGCCUGGGUCAAGCCAAGAACUUGGUGGGCAUCUAUCGCCUUUGCCUGACUGACAAGACUGUCAAUUUUGUCAAGCUCAACUCUGAUGCUGCUGCCGUAGUGCUGCAGCUGAUGAACGUCCGACGCUGCGGCCAUUCAGAAAACUUUUUCUUUGUCGAGGUGGGGCGCUCAGCCGUGACAGGCCCGGGCGAGUUCUGGAUGCAGGUGGAUGAUUCGGUGGUGGCCCAGAACAUGCAUGAAACCUUGCUAGAAGCUAUGAAGGCGCUGAGUGAGGAGUUCCGCCAACGCAGCAAGUCACAGUCAAACUCUGGCCCUGGAGGAGGUGCUACUGCUUCUAACCCCAUCAGUGUUCCCUCACGGCGCCAUCACCCAAACCCUCCUCCCAGCCAGGUGGGCUUCACCCGUCGGCCCCGAACUGAACCUCCGGGGGGAGUUAACAGUGGAGCGGGGGUCAACAGUGCCAAUGCUUCUCCCACCCCACGGCAUAGCUUUCCAAGGUCUCCCACUGCUAGUGAUGGGGGGAAAAGUGAGGAUGGAAUAGCAGGCAGCACACCACUCCAAGGAUCGUGCUCCAGCCCAUCCACAAAUGGCUCUUGCUCGACCACCCCAAUCCUCAGGUCAAAGUCAGCCCGUUCAGCUGCCACCACAGCUGCUAAAACUUCUCUUGGGUUGAUGCGUUCCAUUUCUACACCAGCGCCAUCUCCAGCCCCAAGCCUCUCGUCUAGCUCUGGGCAUGGCUCUGAGUUUGGAGGCGUGACAUCUGCUAGUGCUGGUCCAGGGUCUGGUGCCUAUAGUCAUGUUCCCUCCCAUCACGCCUCUGUCUCAGGCUCACCAAGUGACUAUGGUUCUUCGGAUGAGUAUGGCUCUAGUCCUGGGGAUCACACUCUCCGAGCAUCCCCGAGCCUCCCUGGAAGCUCUGUUGGUAGCGCUGGGAGUCACUCCCAUGGUGAGGAGGGAGCCAACUAUAUCCUGAUGGGCCAACGUAGUGGUGGCAGUGGUAGCAGCAGUAACCAAGGGAGCUUGACAUGUGGAUCCUUGCCAGCACCCGGAACACCAGCAUGUGGCUCCCAGCCACAAACCAGGAGAGUGCUGUGCCGCUCCUCCAGCCGCGAAUGUGAUACCGAACGUAGGCUGUUAAGCAAGCGGGCUUCAUUACCUCCUAUGGCCCUGGAGAGGCUGGCCCCACGUCAGCGCAGAGCUGAGGAGCAGGCCGAUGAAGAUUCAGCCAAUUAUGCCAUCAUGUCCAGAAGCACCAGCCGCGAGUCCUUUGCUUCCACCUCCUCUUCCACACUGAGGGAAUCUGUCAUGUGUGCUGGGUCAGCAGGGGGAGGUGGAGAGUACUUGGAUGUGGCGGGUGAGUUCAGAAGUGAAGUGGGUGGAGGAGCAGGUGGUAGUGUAGAAAUAGGUGUGGACACUGGGUACAUGUCCAUGCUGCCUGGCGUCACUCAGCCUCCAGUAUCCCUGUCCCAAUCAUUGGCUGUCUCUGUUCCAGACUUGGAUUCCAAACCUCCUGAUGACUACAUGGCCAUGACCCCGAACAACAGCGUGUCCCCACCACAGCAAAUCCGCCCUCCACCACCUUCUGAUGGGUAUAUGAUAAUGUCCCCCAAUAGCAGCUGCUCCCCUGAUCAGCGUGGAGGUCUCUCUGGAGGGGCUUGGGUGGGCAGUGAUAGUGCAGACAGUAGGGCAGGCAGUGACUAUAUGAACAUGUCUCCAAUAAGUGCACGUUCUGUAAAUGGCAGCCCCCCACCUCCUGAGCACACAGUUCAUUUGGAGACAAGUUCUCAACAGCAAACCCCCAAGAUGGUGUAUUCUUACUAUUCCCUUCCCCGCUCAUAUAAACAUAACCCCUCUGCUGGACACUUUGAGGAUGUGCCUGGACGAGGCAGAAGGCCCAGUGGUAGUUGUAGUAGGGGAAUGGGUGGAGGUAGGACUAUGGGGGGGGCGCGUCAAGAGCAAACAGUAGCAGGCAAUUCAGUAGUUGGACGCCACCUAUCACUCUCCUCUUCCUCAUACUCCUCCAGCUCAGCCAGCAGCGAGAGCCUUGGGGAGAGUGAGGACCGUGCUACACAGGCAGUGAGCACCAUUGCUGGGGGAGCUCAGUCCAAAGAUGGGAGUAAGCUCCAGCAGAAACAAGGCUCUGGUGGUUUGUCCAAGCAGGGUAACCAUAGUAGGAGCAGACCAGUGAGCCUGUUUGUUGAUGUAUCCAAGGCUAACACCCUUCCUAGGGUCCGUGAAAAUCCCCUGCCCCCAGAACCUAAGAGCCCUGGGGAGUAUGUAAGCAUUGAGUUUAAGGGGGAGAAGAGCAGCAAGACUGGGGUUGGAGGAGGGCGGGGCAGAGGUCUCAGGCAGGGCUUAUCACUGCCUCAUGGCUCAAGCAGCAAGUAUCCUCAACACAGGCCAACGUCUUGCUUAGGGAACUUUACCCCCCUCUCUCUUAGCCCCUCUGCCCCCAUUACCCCCCCAGCUGCCUCUGAGUAUGUCAACAUGGACUUGGGCCCAUCCCCGUCCCCCUCACCACACUCCCUUACCCCACUAGUUUUCCCCUCUUUCCAUACCCCUCCCACGCCACCAACUCUUUCUCAUGCCCCCAAAGCCUGUGUUAAGGGAACUACUGGCCCUGAAGAGGGGGCCGAAGUGGCCGAGGCCCCACUUAGGAAAAGCAGAGAAAGUGCCCCAUCAGUGUCUGAGUCUGAGUCCCCAACAUCCUGUGGAGACUACACUGAGAUGGCCUUCCCUAGGUCAUCAUCUAGUGUCUCCCCCAAAGCCCUGUCCCCCACCAGGACUGAUCCUUCUGUUCCAGUGCUGUCACGAGGUCUAGAUUUCCCCCUAGCCAAACCUGGACCCAACCCAGACCACGGGGCUAAAGUUAUCCGGGCCGACCCCCAAGGACGCAGACGCCACUGCUCAGAAACUUUCCUUGCCCCGCCUUCCCUCCCCACCGCUAUUUCUACUUCCUCUUCUUCUACUGCCUCCCUCUUUCCGGAACACGCCCAAGCUGUGGCCCGCCGGCUGGGUUUUGAAAGCAUGCUGUGGGGGAAUGGUGUUGUGACUAAUAAUCCCACUCAGUUCACCCUCCCUGGACAGCAGUCCCUUCCCACAAACACUCAGACUUUUUCCACAGAGCAAGGCCUUAACUACAUAGACUUGGACUUGGCUAACAAAGAAGGCCAACAUUUGGGCCAGGAUGGACCUUCAGGUAGCCAGGCCCCCUCUCGCCUCUUCUCUGUACUGGGUGGAGGUUCUGGGGUCGGGGGAGUGGGCGCACCAGUCGGCAGCAACAACAGCAGCAGCAGCUCAACACUCAACACAUAUGCCAGCAUUGACUUCUACAAAUCAGAGGAGCUGCGAACGCAUCAGAAUGGAAACAAGGAGGGUACAGAGUGCUGAUGUCAGUGUGUCAUCCUUUGGGAAACAAUCUGGUGCCACUCAUAGAACUUCAAAGCUUCGCCUGUUCCUUUUGUGACAACCAAUCACAUGGGCAACUGGAUCGGACACACCCCUGAAGCACUUUGAUAGACUGAUGGAAAACGUUUUUUCCUUUUUCUUUUUUCUUCGCUUUCAUCUUGUUGGUUGUGUAAACCAUAUUGGAUACGUGCCAAAUGACAUUCUUGAAAAGCUAUUUGCUGCUCUCAUUCCUUGAGUGAAAGUCAAUCAGAGAAGGGUAAAAAAAAUGUUUUAAGUGUUUUAAUUUUUGAUUAUUUUUCCAAGAAAAAAAUCCUAAUCAUUAAGAAAAUAAUGGUCGCUAUUUAGUGUAUGAAAAAGAAAAUGAAUAGAAUUAUAUAUCUGCUCAAAAAGUGCCUCAGUUUCAGAUUGUAGCCAUUUUUACAAGAAGUUCAACUUAGAAUGAAUUACUGAAACUUUGGGUUCAGUUUGUGUGUGCUUGAUAUAGAUAAGACUAGCACUGGUGUGUGCUUUUGCUGUCUUCAUGUCGUAUGGGAUGAGACUGUUGUUUCUAACCUUGUGAGCAACAGUUGGACGUGAUUACAGUGUUAGGGAGUCAUGUGAGGGUUAAAAAUACUGUGCUUGGUCAAUAUAACACCAGUGAAAUGUACUCCUGUGCCAUUGAGCUCCAAAUCAGAUAGAGAGAUUCGAUGUUGACAUGAACAAUAUUUACAAGUCAGAAAAUGGAAAUCACAAUAAAUCCAAUAUGACGUGAAUGCAGCAUCUUGGCUAUUGAUAAUGGUAGUAGCCAGUCUGCCGGCCUUCAUCUCGACUUUGAGAAAUAUUAGAGUAGCCUGUGUUAGUGACACAGUCAGCUCAUUAUAACCUUUUUCUUUCUGGUAACUUUUUAACAAAGCCAUACACCUAAAGUAUUAAAGACACAGGCACUAGGUAGCAGGGGGUGCAAUAGCUUGCUAGUUAGCUAAAGCCAGCUAGGUCAGAUUAACAUAUUAGCAUCGUGCCAGAACGUGAAUUCAGAGUCCGGUCCUGCUGACCACAGCUCAGGAUGAGAGCCCUAAUACAGAGCCAGGCAAUCCCAUUAGUGCUAUUAGCACUAGACACUAGUGUCUUGUUAAAUCCACUUUGUCUCAGGAUGCUAAAUAACACUAGGUACGUACAGUUGAGGAUAGAAACACUAUCAAUAGCCAUGCUAAUGCUAACCUGGUUAUGGUUAGCACACUGCUUUAAACACCGGAAAUGGGGGUCAGUUCUUAUUUCAAUUCUGUUGGUAUGAAAUAAUAAAUUAAAGUGCUAAUUUGUUCUAAGUUAUUUUAUACAUUAAGGUACAAAACAUUUGAAGAUUUUACACUUAAAAAAUUUUAAACUGGUUGAAUAGAAAGUGCUUUGACCCUGAAGGCCUCUUUAAGAGGCCUUUCUGUCUUUUGCUUAGCUCUUACUUUAAUCUUUGCUGUGCAUCAGCACUUAAGUGCCUGUUUGUCCUUUUUAUCCUUCUGUCUCUCUGCCCCGUCUAAGCAGCUAGCACUAAUAGGGCUGUUCUUGCAGAAUAUAUUAGUCUAUUUUUGUGUCUAUUUUAGCUAAACAGUUCUCAUGAAAUAACUUGUGUAUGUUUGUUCGAUGUGAUUAUGAUGACAAUGAUGAUCAGAUGACUUGACUGACAGCAAGGGCCUAAUCGGAGGAGUUUGGACUGUUUGUCUUUGCCGGUAAUGGAGGACUUAAUUGUCACAGGGCCGUAAGUGCAAAAACACAACACCAACAAACAAACAAAAAGACUAAGCUAUUACAGCACCUCAAGAAGCAACCUUAAGCUCUCAUGUCUGGAUGUAUUGCUUUGUUUUGUUUUAAAAAUGUAACCUUUUGUGUUCCCCGUUGUUUUCUUUUGCAGCAGGGGUGAGAACUGUGACAUAUCUGGCUUGCUAAUGUGACUCUUGGAGAUAAAGGUCAUUGUGAGGACUUGCGUACGCUUUAACCUUGAAUUUUUCUACAACUUUGACCAGAGGAUUAAAAAGAAAUGCUUGAUGAGAAAGAAAAAUCCACCACGAUAAAAACUAAAGGUCUGAAUACAUGUGCAUCUAGUAUGUAGCUCCACAUUGUAUUUGUCUGCCUGUCUAUGGAGGUUCAUGAACAUGCUCACUCUGGUCAGAUGACUUUCAGGGCCGAGAACAUAACAAUGCAGCUUUAUUAUGGGCAGAUUGGGAUCUUUGGUUGGAAUUGCCUCUAAUAGGAGUUACUAAUUCAUAAGAGGGAUAAAACCAAGUGGACUUUAAACCAGAUUCAGCACUUUCAUGCAGACUUGCAGACAAACACAUGAUGUUGAAGUGUUUCUAAUGUCUUUUGAAGAUGUUAUCUUGUUGGGAUUUAGCAGUUUUCAGCCAAAUGCUUGAAGGUAAAAAUAAUAAUAAUAAUAAUGAUGUUUAUUUAUAGAGCACUUUUAAAAUUCCACAAAAAAUUGCAAAAAUAAAUAUCAAAGUCGUAAAAUCACCAGGUUUUUAAAGAAAAGAAAUGAAUGGUGUAUAAAAACCAAUACAGGAUAGGAAAAGCUAAGAAUAGGAAAAGAAUAUAUGGUGCCGCUGGAAUAGACAACAGACCUCUGCCUGAGGAUCUCUGAGUAGUGUUGGCGCAUACUGUACUAAAAGGUCAGAGAAAUACUGUAGUGGGGAGAGAGGCCAUGAAGAGCCUUAAAACUAAUUGGUAAAAUCUAUUCUAAAACAUUUUGGGACCCAGUAUAAAGAGGCUAAAACUGGAGUACUCACAUCUCUUGGUUCUGGUUUAAAGCCUUGCAGUAAUGUUCUGUACAGUCUGGAGACGAUCAAUAGAGCUUUAGUUCAGGCAAGUAAAAAGGCUGCUGCAGUAAUCUAGGCGCUAUUUACCGGUAGUUUAGAAAGAGACUUGUCAAUCCUGACAAGCUGACAUUAUUAUCCUGUCAUAUAAAGCCCCCUUUGAGCUCAGAGCAUCUCAUGAAUGUUUUGAAUGUUUUACUUUGUCUAACUGCCUGCCGUCAGGAACUGUCUUCCUUUGAGUACUUGAUGGUCACAGCCACAUAUCAAAACUAAAGUUCCUUUGGGAGACCUCAGACGGACAGGGUUAAAGAGUUUAAAGUGAUUUUAUUCACUGCGUUGUUUGCGAGGUGUUCAUAAAAUGUGCAGAAAAGUUCUGCUGCUGUUCUAAAUUCUAAAAAUCUCUUCCUCCUUUUCCCUCAAGGGAUGGUACUGAAUGGGAAUAUUUUGAGAUUUUCCAUUGAUGUAGAAUGUUUUACUUCUGUUGCUUUAAGAGAAAAA